This is a messenger RNA of Leishmania braziliensis MHOM/BR/75/M2904, 2076 nucleotides long. RefSeq lists its product as hypothetical. The record is from RefSeq and is a predicted model, not a curated record. The transcript has a single exon. The coding region runs from base 1 to 2076 and encodes 691 amino acids. NCBI's taxonomy places the organism in Eukaryota, Euglenozoa, Kinetoplastea, Trypanosomatida, Trypanosomatidae.
AUGGACCGCGUGUACAUUAAGUGCUGCAGCGCCUUUUCUUCUGCAGCAGCCAACUGGAAUGAGGCCUAUCAGGUUGCGCUGGAGAUGGGGGACAGCACGAUGCAGCUGGCGACAGCGCGGCUUGAGGAGCUGCUUCGCGUGGAGCGGGCCUUUGAGGAGGAGGCGGCGCAGGGCGCAAUGCGUAUUGUGACGAUGGACCCGAACGCACCGCGUUCGGUUCCGAAGGAGCUACUGUGCUACCGCGACAUGAAUAUUUUUUACCGCGUCCUGCCAGAUGGUCGCUCUGGCCGUAACAUCGUGGCCACCUUACGUGGCGUGUUGCAGAGCCGCAGCGCUUCGCUGACGGUACCGCUCACCUCCCUCCUUAUGUAUCGCGGUAUCCCAGUGCUUGCCCAGGCGCUCGCGCCUUUUGGUACAGAGCCAAUCAAGAUUUAUGGUGAUGGUGCAGAGUCCGAUCCGGAGGUGGCGGCGGAGGUAGAGAUUAUAGCAGAUGCGCUGAGGACGCCGCUGCCAGACCAAGUCUUAUGUGAGGUGUACCGCAGUCUCGACGGACGCAUGUACGUUACGAACACGAACAUCACGACAAUCGCCUUAGAUGACUCCAUGCUGAUCGGAAGUCCACUGAAGCGACCUGAGAUGCUGGCGCUAUGUCCGUGCGUCACCGCCACGUGUGAGGAUACGCUGAGCGUGCUACACAAUGCAGUUGUGAUGGAGGCGCUUUGGCGUGUGCUGGACGCCGCCGUCGACCAGCAGUGCCGCCGCCUCAGCGACACACUGCACUUCUAUGGAGUCAAUUUGUGCCUGCUGGGGGGCGUGCUGGACGCCUUCGCAGAGCGGUACGGCGAUGCCGCAGAUGAUGUACAGCGCUUCACUGAAGUUGUUGCCAUUGAGAUGAUCGCACGGACGAUCAAGCAAGAGUUCUACGCAGAAGUGCAGGCGAAACGGCUUGGCGUUGACGAGGUCGGUGUCAACACGUGCUACGCACGGCACCUCCGUGCAGCGCUACACUCAGAGCACAGAGAGAGGUUUAGCCAACUCGUGCUUCGCAAAUACGCCAUCGACAACGGUAGCGGGCACGCGGACGGUCUUCUGAGGGUUCUACUGGAUGUGCGCCGCGAUCGUUGCAGCGCGAUCGUGGAGCGUGUAUCCUGGCUGAUAGGGGCCUGCUCCGCUCCCUCAGCAGACGGGGCUGAGAGCAGGCGAACAGUGGCGUGGGCCUUUCUCGUCGCUGGACGCAUCACGCCGGGCCUGUGCGAUCCAAAGCUUAUGUGCUCGCUGGAGCCCUUGUAUCGCAGCUGGCGGACAUGCGAAGCCCACUGCUUCGCCUGCUGCUACCCACUUCAGGUCAAAGUUGCCAUGUGGCAAGGUCGCGUCGGGGACGGGCUUAACCUCGCCAGCACGGCGGUGGAGCAGGUCACAGCACGCUACGGGAACACCUCAAUCCGCGCUGUGCAGGCUCAGCGCACCUUCAUGAAGCUUCUCUUUACAAUACCAUCACUCGAAAACGUGCGAGAGGCAUACAGCAUGGCGACUGGCAUCCUUGAGGUGUACAAGGACCAUGCAGGGCCUAUCACAAGAGCCAAGUGCCACAUCGAAGUGGGCUACUGCCUCCUUCGAGCAUCCGCCGUAAUGAACGUCGUCGGCGAGGCAGCGCGGCACUUUCAAGCAGCGGAGCAGCUCCUCCUGCUAGCCUUUCUCCGAAGCUCCAACGGAGCAUGGUUGUACCUGCAGCCGAGCCUCGGCCUUGUGCGGUGCCGCCAGCUGGGCCAGCAGGAUGGCCCCGUGCCUCUCAAGGCGCUUGUAGCUGACGCGUUGUACUUAUCUCGCGCUGCCGCACCGGCCGACUACUGCACAAAGUACUUGUGGGUGCUAGGGAUGGAGUUGGCGGCGGAGCGGCACUAUGCAGAGUCCGCACAGAUAUUGACGACGGCGUAUAGGAUGGCGAAGCGCACACAGCGCACGCGGCUGGAUGUUGACAGGCUGCACGGCGACACCCUGCGCGUGUACAGCGACUGGGAUCCUGAACAGUACGCUGCCUACUGCACUGCAAUUGCUGAGGGCGCGCGGGUCCCCUAG